UGCUUUUAAAUUUAUUGCGAUGAUUAUUGGAGUAUUGGGAAAUGUCACAGUUAUAAUAUACACAAUUUUGUUGUGUAAAGAAAAGACAGCGACAUCUUACUUGAUAGCAAACCUGGCAUUAGCGGAUCUUCUCGUGUGUUUAACAUUUUAUCCACUAUGGAUCAUCGAGUUUAUUCAGACCAUAUUAAACAUUGAAAGUGAUCAGGACUUGUUUUGUAAGUUAAGUCGUUCUACCAUCUGGUCAUUGUUGUUUUCUUCAAUGGCUACAAUUCUCUUAAUUACUGUUGAUCGUUAUUUAUAUAUCGUAAAACCUCUGAAAUAUCCCAUGACUGUGACACGUCGACGAGUAUUUCUGGCUAUUUCAGGAGUCUGGUUGACUGCUUGUUGUCUUUACGUUGUACUUCAUGUUGAUUAUCGGAGAUUUAACGAAAAAAACAGAAGUCUCUGCACACUAACUGACAGCGUUAAAUAUUCAACAGAAGCCCUUAUUUAUAUAACACUUGCUUCCAUCUUCAUUCUAAAUUUCCUAAUUUUACGGUUGGCUCAGAUACAACGCAAACGAAUCUUCGAUGAAGCUAAGAUCGUAAGCGCCAGUAACCACAAUGAACAGUCAGGCAGUAUGAGAGUUGUAUUUCGCUUAUUUCAAGCGUUUAAAGAAGCGAAAACAUUUUCUUUUGUUAUUACAGUGUUGGCGAUUUGUUGCUUUACACCAACAAUCAUCGGUUCUCUGUUAAAGAAAUUUUGUAGUGCUUCAUGUCAGCAGAUGUGGUAUGUAGUUGUUCAGUACGAGUUUUAUGGGAUAAACUCGAUCGUGAAUGCUUUUAUUUACGGAGUGCGACAUAUCAAGUACAGAAAAGCUUAUAGAGGAAUUAUCUUAAAAAUUCUCGACUGUAAUUGUCACUAAAAAUUUGUUUUAAUUCUGCAUCCUGUAAUUGUGAAUUUUCUUAUUUUGUGGAGUUUUUGUUUACUCCUCGAUACUAAAUAUUUUACUAAUUCACUUCACUUUCCUAAUUACAAACUCUUUAAGUAGUAAAAUCUGGUUCUGCACGUCAUCUACAGUCGGUGAUCACUGAAUUAUUUCUCCGACUUUCUUGGUCCCCUAUCUAGGUCUUCAGACUGAUUUUUAAAACUAUUUUGGCCGAGCUGGGGUAUCAAGACACC
Molecule: messenger RNA, 1161 nt
Organism: Dendronephthya gigantea
Lineage: Eukaryota; Metazoa; Cnidaria; Anthozoa; Malacalcyonacea; Nephtheidae
Product: alpha-1A adrenergic receptor-like
Exons: 1
Coding region: 20-904 (294 amino acids)
Biological process (GO): chemical synaptic transmission; G protein-coupled receptor signaling pathway, coupled to cyclic nucleotide second messenger
Cellular component (GO): membrane; dendrite
Molecular function (GO): G protein-coupled serotonin receptor activity; neurotransmitter receptor activity
Source: RefSeq, a predicted model, not a curated record